UAUGGCUGCUAAAUUUAUUUUUUUGGUAUUGAUUGCGGCCAUGUGGUUAUUCGCAACCGUGGACUGUAAUCCGCAAGGCGGCUUCGGUGGACAAGGUGGUGGAUUUGGGGGACAAGGAGGAGGAUUUGGAAGACAAGGAGGCGGAUUCGGAGGACAGAGUGGUGGAUUUGGAGGACCAGGAGGUGGACAAAGUGGUGGUUUUGGAGGACAAAGUGGUGGACAAAGAGGCGGAUUUGGAGGGGGACAAAGUGGUGGUUUUGGAAGACAAGGCGGCGGUUUCGGAGGACAAGGAGGUGGUUUUGGAGGUCGUGGAGGUGGAUUUUAAGCGGAAUAUGGAUUACGAAUUGUAUUAAUCAACAAGAAGAAGUGUGGAUAAAACAAUGAAACCUUAUUAAAUAUUUUUACGACCAA
Messenger RNA from Diorhabda carinulata, 411 nucleotides. RefSeq lists its product as uncharacterized. The transcript has 2 exons. The coding region runs from base 2 to 325 and encodes 107 amino acids. The record is from RefSeq and is a predicted model, not a curated record. Lineage: Eukaryota; Metazoa; Arthropoda; Insecta; Coleoptera; Chrysomelidae.